AUGGAGAACAUCUUCAAAAAACCUGCAAAAUACCCGUCUAGGUCUUCUCAACAUGCUUCCCAUUUGCGUCCAUCAGCGGGAAUGGGAUCGUCAAGCCGAUCUGGAGGACGGCGACCCCCCGACGAUCCCCACGUUGGAAAAUAUAAAUUACUCAAAACCAUCGGUAAAGGGAAUUUCGCCAAGGUCAAAUUAGCCAAACAUACAAUUACGGGUCAAGAAGUUGCUAUUAAAAUCAUCGAUAAGACUGCAUUAAAUCCCAGCAGUUUACAAAAG
Molecule: messenger RNA, 273 nt
Organism: Ostertagia ostertagi
Lineage: Eukaryota; Metazoa; Nematoda; Chromadorea; Rhabditida; Trichostrongylidae
Source: the annotation of a GenBank genome assembly